Molecule: messenger RNA, 5108 nt
Organism: Pomacea canaliculata
Lineage: Eukaryota; Metazoa; Mollusca; Gastropoda; Architaenioglossa; Ampullariidae
Exons: 2
Coding region: 298-1671 (457 amino acids)
Source: RefSeq, a predicted model, not a curated record
GCUUGGUUUGUGACAGAAGCCUACCAACCAGCGCGCCCGCCUGCCCAGUAGAGGGAGCGAAAAUCAUGCUACAGCUGCUGCGGUCGACACAUCCGCACGAGGCGUUGUUUUCAGACCUACUUGGGCAUGCGCGGAAGGGCAAAAGCUUGCCACUUCCGCCUUUGUUGGCAUGGUCCGAUGAGCUGACAACUACACGCCGAUCCUGCAGCGGUGGGAGUCGCCGAGGUGUGGAGGAAGGCAGCGGCCAGUGUCUCUCUCUCAGUCGCCAGGAGGGGGACUCGACCGGCGGAGGUACGCAUGGGUUGCCGUCCAAGUCGCCGGGCCGCGUCUUGCGUUCGUGUGGCGGGAGAGGGGUCGUGGCGAGUCCGAGAGGGGGAGGCUUGCAGGCUCGGCAGCGACGCUGAGGGCUCCACGAAGCUGAGACAACGCAGCCGACGAAAGGGGUCGGGCAAGAAGAACAGCACCUCAUGGGCCCGGUACUCGGCACCCCCCGGGGACAGCCAGUUCCCCCCUCACAGCUGCACCACCGCCACCUACCAUGACGGGUGCUGGGGAGGCACUUCGCGCAUCACGGUGAGACUGUCCAAAAACGGCUCGACGCUGGAGAUAGAGAAAUGUGAGUUCCAGAACAGCGACGAUGACGAUGGUUACCGGUUAGGCGGCGGUGGCGGGGGGACAGGGGAUUCGUUGCACGGGCAUGAGGGAAACGGUUCAGUUCCCUUGAGAACGCAGAGCGCCCCUGAUCUGAGCGGUUUCAACCUCAGAAGAGAUGACAGCAGCGACGACUGGUCUGAGCAGCGAGGCCGGCUGUUGCCGCUGCCGCCACCGCCACCGUACCGCCUUGUCGCCCGCUGGCCUCUCGCCGCGGUGGAACCUUCCCCAGGAGACGGUCUUGUGUCCGGUGCUGGGUCCGUUCGCACCACUGCUUCCGUGGAGGUGGACGUGGAGCGGGAGCAUGAUCUCACGCUGAGUUCCAGUGACCUCGGCGCCACUUCCGGUGACAUCCCGGCCAGGGGCCUUGCGCACAACAGCCACCAGCUUUCAGGCAGCGAAGUUGCCUCCUCGUCAAGGAGCCGACCCCAAUCAGGAGCGAUGUGUCUGGUAGAAGAAGAGCCAGCGUGUGAAGGUUCUGUUGUUGUGAGGGCUGCUGCUGCAGCAGCAGGGUCCUCUGCCUGGCAAGGGGUAACUGUAGGGUCGCUGGUGUCGACGCCAAAAGCCGCGGAGCUCGUGGACUUGACCCUGUGCUGCAGCGGCGGGAGGUCCGGCUGCAUGGCCACAGCGGGCUGUCAGGUGUCCAGCAGCGAUGACGUGCGAGGUGUCCGCCACCCACACCCGCAUUCCCACCUGUGUGGUAGUGGUGGUAGCGGCGCGGGAAAUGGAGUGGUGGCGGGCAAGGACUCCGCCGGUCACGUCAAGAUGUCGUGGUGCCGCGGUGGCGUCAGGGGCACCGUCUCCAGGGUGGCCUCCAACGGAAGCGGCAGCUGUGACGCUCAGGUGAGCGAUGACAUCGACGACGAUUCCUCCACCGACACGGGCUGCGGAUCGGACGACAACGGCAGGAUCGGAUCACUAUCGAGGAUGGAGGUGGGACCGGCCUACGUCCAUGCGGAUUUCAGAAAUGAUUUUGAUGAUUUGUUUGAUGACACCAGUCCAGGCAGUGAUAAGAGAUGACCGUGACAAGAGUUAAGUCAAUGAACUCAAAACAGGCUGCUAUUUAUGUGUACAGAGUUUAUUACUGAAAAUGCUGUUAAAGAAUUUAAUUGCUAGUUCUCAAACAAUCAUGUCUGACCUGUGUGAUUUGGCGAAAAAUAAAGUGUGUAAUACAAAAGAAGGAUCUGUUCAUGCUGUGGCUAUGUGACAGACCACAUAGCAACCUUAUCAAGACUUGUCUAAAAUGUUUUUAUCAGUCUUAUCAUUCACUUGACUUUUAGAAAGCAUUUUAUUGGGUGUCUUUCCCCCAAAAUCGAAAGCCAUUGCUUUAUAUGUGGAUGAUGACUUAUGGUCUGACAGGAGUGAUUCAUUUGUAAGAUGAAUUUCUUCAGGUUUUUUUUUUACAAUUGAUCAUUGUUUGUGUUUCAAUUGUGAUGCAUAUUUGAUUUCAUCAUCUGGUUUAAAACUCUAUUAAUUUGUCAUAAUUUAACUCACAUGGCUGAUAAUUUUUCAAAAAUUGCUGAUUGCAGCACCUGUUUGAAAGAUGUUUAUUUUACAAACAGUUCUUAGUGUCCGUGAUUAUUUCAGUAAAUAAUGUUACAAGUCGAAAUAAAGCAUGUUUUGAAAAGUCAGAAUGAGGCUCUUUAAGGUAUCACUUUUUGGUAAUUCAUUUAUCAUGGAUGUAAAUGAACUAAAGCUUUCUUAGAACAGGUGUUACACCCUGGAUUACAAAGUUGUAACCCCUUAACUCCUUUCUUAUAAAUGCCACUACCUUCCUUGAUUUAUGUUUAAACAAAAUACUACAGCAUUCUGUAGUUGCAUAGUAUGAGGUCAGUAGUUACAAAGCAAUAUUAUGUCUUUACUCUGGGACAAAGUGGAGAAAUCAGGAUCCAAGGUAUUUCUGCUGCUGCUUCAUAAGUACAGCCCCAGGGAAAAGUCUUUGGGUGGUGUGGAUGCAGGGGGUCUUUGUAACACUGCUUUAUAACCAAGGCAAGGUGCUGAUUUCCUCACUUUGCCACAAGUAACGACUGAAGAUUCACUUCAUAACUACUUCUUUAACAUGAGCUAAGGUAACCAGAUGGGAAAGUCAGCCCGGUGAAUAGAUUACAUGAUUGCUCAACAGUGAAAAGGUCCAUGAAAGUAAUAUUAAAGUUACACAUGUUUGCCUGCAAGUGAGAGAGAGAGAUGGGGAAGAGAAGAUUGCAUUGUGAAAUCUUUAUCAUAUGUUAAUCUAUGAAAGUGUUGCCAUAUUUUGUAAAUCCAUUUUCCCAAUUACCAGAUUUUGAUUACUGUUCUUGCAGCAUAGUUGAAAUUGAGCCACAAAAAUGGUGAAGAGGAAACCAAAGUGGCUGAAAAUGCCUCUGAAUGUAAAACUGCUGGUACAGAAGUGACGUUCUCAGCAAAUGUUGGCACUUGGUAAAUCUGCUGUUUCUGUAACAAUAUAGUCUUUAGGAACUGCCACAUGCUGAAGUCCUUAAAGUUACAGAACAUUAUAAUUUUUUUUUAUGACAGCACAAGUUCUAAAUUAUUUAUAUAUCUGAGGAAACAAAAUAUUUUGGUCUUUGGCAGCAUUUGGUUACCAGCUGAUUUUACAGACAUGUCAUGUUGAAAAAGGACAAUGCUGUGAACUCUGAAAAUUAGAUAAAACACAUGCUGAGAGUACAUGGCGACAGAAUGUCAUUUCCAUGACAUCGGAAGUGGAAAUAACUAGAUACCAGACUACGAUAACAGACUGAGGAGUAAAAAUAUUUCCCAUUGAGAUUAAUUGAUCUUCAUAGCAGAGCUGAGAUAAAGAAAGAUAUGAAGAGAUUUUUUAUGUACCUAAUUAUACCGUCAUGUGGACUUACAAUGUGACACCUAUCAUUUUGUGGAAAUCUACUAAUUUAAUGCACAAAACAAGGUAUUCAACUGAGGGAUGAAUGUUCACAAUCAUGGGCAUUUACCCAUGGUGUUUAAUCUAUGACAUCAUCAUAAAAGUGCUCCUUUAUACCACUUACAAACAUCCAAACUUUUUUUGUUUUUCUUUUUUGAUCUGUUAAAAUAAUCUUCUGAUCACGAAGCCAGUAGCUGAAGAUGUCUUGAAUAUGCUUUGCUGUCUUGGUGAUCCUCAGUGUAGAGAUGCAGCACUGUUUUCAUAUCAUAGUGGUUUUAAAUGUUGGGCUGUGAUGUUCGAAUCAUCAUAUAUCCUUAGACAGGUACUAGCUAAUACCAGGUAAACUGGCCUGCCUGUUGUGAUGUUUGAAUGCCACUGAACAAAGCUAGUUAUUCAUGGGUGGACCAAGUGAUGUUUUGAGAAAGUGUGCAUGCAUGUGAAAGAGAGUUGAUAUUUAAGCUUAUAUAUGAUGUGAUAUCUCAGUUGAAUGCUUCACAAUCAACCUUUACUCUAGCAAAAUACAUUAUCAAUGGAAGGUGAUAAAAACAUUAAAGGACCAGUGAGAUGCAAAUUUGUUUUCUAUUGAUUAUAUAAAGGUGAUAUUUAUAUUCAUUCAGAUAUGGCGAAAUGGUAUCUUACACUGAGAUUUAUCCAAUUAUCAGAAUACAAAUUUGCACCCCACUAGUUCUUUAAUAUGAGAAACUGAACUUCAUGAAAUUAGUAAGUUUGGCUGAUGAAAUCCACUUUUGUGUAUAUCCAUGGAGCACACAUGUUUUGGCUGUUUGCAAAAAUGAUUAACAUGCUUCCAGUGUGGACACUUAAGAGACUUUCAGUAGCUUUGUUAACUUCAUUUUCACAAGAUUUUAAGAUCACAUAUAUUUACUUUCAAGUCAUAAUUGUUGAUCUACUCUGAUCACUCUUUCUUUAAAUUUCACUCUAGAAAUAAAACUACAAUCAGUAUUGAUAUGAACCCAAUUUUAUUCUAUUUUCCUGUUUGGUGCUGCUAGCUUUAUAUUAGAUUACUUUUUUAAUUGAAAAAAAAAAAAACCCAUCGUGCAAUGUUGUUGGCCAUAUUUUGGUGUUAUUUUUUUCGAAUGGGAUGAAAAUAAUCUGUAACAUUUGUUACAAACAAUAACAAGAUUCCAUUUUUUAUGCUGUAAGACAUGGGAGUGAUGUUUUACUGUAUUGUAAGCUUCUGCCUGUUUUCCUCAAUGCAUCAGUUCAUAAUAUCGACCUCAAUUUUUGAGUGGACUCUGCCAUUGUGCAACAUAUGUGAUAGCUUUUGUUUAUGUAGGCUAGUUUGUGAGCUUGCUAAAAAUAUUUUAGAAAUCUUGUUGCUUUAUAAGCUGGGAUGUUACAAAGAAAAAUAAAUAUCAUAUAUGUAAGCCUUUAUUGUUUUACUGUUCUCAAGAUAUAUAUGUUGCAAUGAAACUGAUACUUGAUGCACCAGCUGUACAAAGAUCUAGGGAGAUCCAAAGGAAUGGUAAUAAAAGUAUGUCAUCAAAGAAGUGAGGGUCAUGAUCCGGGCAUCUCUGGCACACACUAGACAUUGGAUGUGAGACCUGCAUAUUAGGGUAGACUUGCU